Messenger RNA from Schistosoma spindalis, 2877 nucleotides. NCBI's taxonomy places the organism in Eukaryota, Metazoa, Platyhelminthes, Trematoda, Strigeidida, Schistosomatidae. The record is from the annotation of a GenBank genome assembly.
AUGGAAUAUUUCUCUGGCACACUUAAUAUUCGAAUAUAUGAAGCAGCUGAAUUAAAACCGACAGCUUGUGCAACUCGUCAUGCGGUUGGACCAGCUGCUAAAUUAUAUGAACUUUUAGAUCCCUAUGUGACAAUCGAUGUGGAUGAUAAUGCAGUUGGUAAAAGUUCCACAAAAUCCCGUACAAAUAUACCACAGUGGAAUGAAGAUAUUUGUGCAAGAAUCAAUUAUGCUCAACAACUUACAUUUACUGUAUAUCAUGAUGCUGCUAUUCCCCCUGAUGAUUUUGUCGCCAUCGUUGAGUUGGCUUUACGAGAUGUUCGAUUUGGUGAAGAUAUGUGGUUGGAAUUGGAACCUCAAGGAAAAUUACUUAUACGUAUUGAUUUGGCUGGUACGAGAACAGAUGAACCGCCAAGAGACCGUCCAGGAUUUCCUAGUCGAGAUAGUGCUAUUGGCGGCGUACAUGGAAAGCAUUAUCGUUGUGGUGCACUUCGUCGUAGAAUUCACCAAGCAAAAGGUCAUAAAUUUCAAGUUACAAGUUUGCGCCAAUUUACAUUUUGUUCAUUGUGCAAUGGAUUUAUUUGGGGUUUAUGGAAUCAAGGUUAUCAGUGUCAAGUAUGUACAUGCGUUGUUCACAAACGUUGCUACUUAAAUGUAAUAACUCAAUGUCCUGGUGUAAAAUCACCUCCAAGUUGUCCAACAGCUGCUCUCCAAAGUCGCUUCAAUAUUAAUGUUCCUCACAAAUUUCGAAUUCAUACAUUUAUGCGUCCAGCAUUUUGUGAUCAUUGUGGUUCUUUGCUAUUCGGUUUAAUGCGUCAAGGUUUACAAUGUGAAGUUUGUCGUUUAAAUAUUCACAAAAGAUGUGAGAAAAAUGUUGCAUCACAUUGUGGAGUAAACACACGUAAUCUAGUAGCUGCAAUUCGACUAUGUGGACUUAAUCCAUCGGAUCUAGGUGUUAGCCCAUCAGGUACAACUACACUGACACCAGGACCUGGAGUUACCGGUCCAAGUCGAACCGCAAGUACUACAAUCUCUUCAGUUCGUCCUAUAUCGGCUGGUUCACGUGGUGUUGGUCCUUUCGGUGCUUACGGUGAUGUCGUUUUCUCAACUUCACCUGGACCUUUAAAACCAAGUAAAGGUGAUACCGGUUUUUCUAGUUCCUCAUUAAUUGGAGUCGCUCCUCACGAAAGAUCACUUAGUUCUCCUAUUUCCAUGCCAACAACAGAUCUCAGUAGUAGCGGUAUUGGUCGUGGUGCUCCUGGUGGUGGUAGCAUGGACAUAGAUGAGUCGAGCAGUAGAUAUGCAGCAUUAGAUCCCACAUCUGGAAGUGGUUCACUGAGCACUGCAGGACCAGUCGCUGGUCGACAUGGAAUGCCUGCUCAAAGACCAUCUUCAUUACAAGACCCUCCCGAUGCACAUGGAUGUACCACAGCUUCACAGAUUCCUUGUUUAAUGGAUUUUACAUUUCUCAAAGUAUUAGGCAAAGGUAGUUUCGGGAAAGUAAUGCUUGCUGAGUAUAAAUCAACUGGUGAAGUAUUUGCUGUAAAAGUUUUAAAAAAAGAAGUUAUAUUACAAGAUGAAGAUGUGGAUUGCACUUUAACCGAAAGACGUAUUCUUGUUUUGGCUGCACAUCAUCCAUUCUUGACGGCUCUCUAUUGUGCAUUUCAAACCGAGGACCGUCUAUUUUUUGUCAUGGAAUAUGUGAAUGGUGGUGAUUUAAUGUUUCAAAUACAACGUGCACGCCGAUUUGAUGAGGCUCGUGCAAGAUUCUACGCUGCGGAAGUUAUCUUAGCUUUAAUGUUUCUGCAUAAUCAUCAUAUUGUUUAUCGAGAUUUAAAAUUAGAUAACAUUCUACUGGAUGCUGAAGGACAUUGUAAAUUAGCUGAUUUUGGUAUGUGUAAAGAAGGUAUGAAACCGGGGCGAUCAACAUCAACAUUUUGUGGUACACCGGAUUAUAUUGCACCAGAGAUUCUUGCUGAACUUGACUAUGGAUUCAGUGUUGAUUGGUGGGCCUUAGGUGUAUUAAUGUAUGAAAUGAUGGCUGGUGCUCCACCAUUUGAAGGUGAUACAGAACAAGAUUUAUUUAAUGCUAUUUCUUAUGAAGAAGUUACUUAUCCGCCAAAUUUGAAUCCAGAUGCUGUAGAUAUUUUAUCAAAAUUUCUAGUCAAAUCACCAUCUCGAAGACUUGGAUGUGUACCAGCUGAUGGUGGAGAGUUAGCUAUCCAACGUCAUCCAUUCUUUAAAGAAAUAGAUUGGCAAAUAUUGGAAGAACGUCGUGUACGACCACCAUUUCGUCCAAAAGUUCGUUCUAGAAUAGAUACAAGCAAUUUUGAUAAGGAUUUCACUACUGAAGAACCUGUUUUAACUCCAUCGGAUAAUUCUUCGGAAUUGGCCGCUAUAGCUCAAGAUGUUUUUGCUGAUUUUGACUGUUUUAAUGUGGACUACAGUGUCAUGCGAUAUCAUACAACACGACCCAGUCAACAACAGCCUUUACAAUCUGUUAUUGGAGGUCUAUAUACAUCAAGUCCAACUUAUCCAAACAGUGGAUCUUUCGCACCAUCACCACCACCAUCAACUGUAUUGAGUAAUUCCCCUAAGGCGAUGGCGGCUACUACCUGUGAAAGUAGUAACAGUAGUCAUGUUCCGUCCACUCCAGAUCCUUGCAAUCCUAAAACAAAUUCUCCACUUUCAUUUCCCGAUAGUGGUACAUCUUGUCUAUCUCAUUCAUCAUGUAACACUUCACGAUUGACCAUUCCAUCUGGACAAAUUAGUAAUUCUUCUAUUCCUCCUACUCAUAGUGCACCGACUUCUCCAACCCGUUCUCAUUCCAAUAUCACAGCUUAUGGCGAUAAAGCAAUGACCAAAUGGCUUGCUCAUUGA